UCAUGCGCUCUUGUUGUCGUACAGUAGCCGAAUAGCAAGCAAAUAUGAAUGCAAAUAGCUUUUACUCUUCUGUCGAAGCGAACUUGAUCUAAAUCAUCAGAUAUUUUGCGGUUUUUUGUCAGGAUCACAAUCGCCAAGAGUUGAGGAGAACUGCACAAAGGCUCCUGCAUCCGUUUAGCCUGCGUUUCUUAUAAACAAACAUGAAUCAGUAUCUAUUUGUUCUUCUUUCUUUUGUGCAUGUAUUGGCGGAUCCGGAUUUUGCAAAAUUUGAUGGUGCCCCGCCUUCUAAAAUAGCUGUUGUGGGAGCUGGAAUUGGAGGAACCGCUACAGCUCACUUCCUUAGGCAACAUUUCGGACCGGAAGUGAGGAUUGAUGUAUUCGAGAAAGGGUCAGUCGGGGGUCGUCUGGCUACAGUCACUGUGAACCACCAAGACUACGAGUCCGGUGGAUCCAUCAUUCAUUCCCUCAACCUGCACAUGCAAGACUUUGUCCAGCAACUGGGGCUGAAGUACCGAAAGAGUGUGGCUGGGAAAACAGCAGUGUUCAAUGGAGACGAGUUUAUUUUGGAGGAGACGGAUUGGUACCUGUUGGAUUUGUUUCGCUUGUGGUGGCGCUAUGGGAUCAGCUUCAUCCGCCUGCAGAUGUGGGUGGAGGAGAUCAUGGAGAAGUUUAUGAGAAUCUAUAAAUACCAGGCCCAUGGCUAUGCCUUCAGUUCAGUAGAAGAGCUGCUGCACUCUCUUGGGGGUUCAGGAUUUAUCAACAUGACCCGCCGCUCGCUUUCCGAGUCUCUGUUAGAGUUGGGCGUCUCCCAGCGCUUCAUUGAUGAAGUCAUAGCCCCCAUCAUGAGGGUCAACUACGGCCAGAACAUCAGCAUCCCUGCGUUUGUUGGUGCUGUGUCUCUAGCUGGGGCACAGGCCAAUCUCUGGGCUGUGGAGGGAGGAAACAAACUGGUUUGCUCAGGACUGCUUAAUCUAGCAAAAGCUAAUCUCAUCCAAAGUCCAGUUACAAACAUUACCCUCCGAUCAACAGGAGAUUACCACCAAUAUGAGCUCACCUACGACUCUCAAAAUGAAAAGUCAUCAGAGCUCUAUGACAUUGUAGUAGUAGCGAUGCCUCUCCAGCAAAACAUCAACUCGGGCAUCUCAUUCCAGGGCUUUGAGCCACAACUUCCAGAAAUAGCGGGCUCCUAUCACCAAACUGUGGCCUCCAUCAUCCACGGCUACCUAAACUGCUCUUACUUCGGCUUCCCCGACCCAAAGCUCUUCCCAUUUUCCAGCAUCCUGACCACAGACACUCCCGGACUUUUCUUCAACAGCGCCGCCAGCGUCUGUCCGGUCAGCAUAACCUCCGGCUUCCGCCGAAAGCAGCCUCAACAGGCCGGAGUCUACAAGGUCUUUUCCCCAAAACCUCUGGAGAAGAGAGAGCUGAAGACACUUUUUAAGUCCUACUACUCGGUGCAGGUCACAGAUUGGUUGGCGUACCCUCACUACGGAAGCACCCAGGGCUUGCCACCGGUGGUGCUGCACGAAAACUUGUACUUCCUGAAUGGAAUCGAAUGGGCUGGGAGUGCGAUGGAGAUGAGCUCGGUGGCAGCUAAGAAUAUAGCACUGUUGGCCUACCACCGCUGGAAUAGACAGCUGGAAAUGAUUGACCAGAAGGACCUCAUGCACAAAGUGAAGACAGAAUUGUGACACAGCCCAUACUGUAUGUCAUUAUAAAGACACUGUGAAGUAUGAUAAGAGGGAUUAUACUUGUCAAACCUGUUAAGAGACUAAGCAACAGCAUGUUUUCGAUUCAGCACAACGCGGCUUAUGUUUUAGUUUUCCUUUUUUGAUGCAAGAUGCAAAAAAGGUUGCAUGUCUGCUUGUCUGCCAGAUGUUUGGUGAAGGCGAACAGCAGUGUGGUCUCAGGCUAAACGCGCGAUCUGUAUCAGGCAGCGGUAAUGCGUGGGACGUUUUCUCCAUUACUGACCAGCUUGAUGCUUCUGUGAGCUCACUUGUCAUGAGCUAAUGUGAUGAAGUGAAAACGUUGUGUGGAAAGACGUGAGAGUAAUUCUCCAUUUGUUUAGGAUUGUUUUUUAUGUUUGCUGAAGAAGUCUUACAGUUUCACGAUUCCAAUUGAUCUUGUGUUUGUGUAAUGUCACUGGGCAAGGAAAAGUAUUAGCAGGAUUUUUAGCUUUGGAAUCUAAUUAUUUAUUAUGAUGGCUUGACUUUCACAUUUCAAUAAAAAAUGGCUUA
Sinocyclocheilus anshuiensis is the source of this 2237-nucleotide messenger RNA. RefSeq names its product prenylcysteine oxidase-like. Gene Ontology annotation, biological process: prenylcysteine catabolic process; prenylated protein catabolic process. The record is from RefSeq and is a predicted model, not a curated record. The coding region runs from base 201 to 1691 and encodes 496 amino acids. NCBI's taxonomy places the organism in Eukaryota, Metazoa, Chordata, Actinopteri, Cypriniformes, Cyprinidae. The transcript is spliced from 7 exons. Gene Ontology annotation, molecular function: prenylcysteine oxidase activity.